AUGAGAAAUAAAGUGGAUAAGCUUAAAGCUCAGUUGGAAGUUGAUCCCGUAACACAGCCUCACUGGGACAGGGUGGUAACGAACCUAGAGCCGCUGUACAAGCAAGUGAAAGAUAAACUGACGGAGAAGGGCAUCCAUAUCUUGCUGACGACUUUGACCGGUCUGAGCUCAGUGAUCACCGAGCUCCUAGCAAGCUGGGACGAUUUCCAGCUGCUGCAAUUGACGGACUUCUACCGGGACAGACUGGAGCAGGUGAUGGAAGGAGGGGUGCACGGAGUGAGCCUGGCGUUAACGGCCGAGAAUCAGUUCAGCGGAGAGGAACAUCGGAAAAUCUCUGAUCUCGCUGAUAAGGGAGAGCGGGCGGACAGUUCUAAACUCCUCCUGAGCCUGGUGAUGGAGAAAGGCUCCCGCGCCCGGAGGGUGAUGUGGGAAACCUUUGUGAAAAUGCGGACUGGUGUUCCAGAGUUGGACAAAAUACUGAAGGAAAUACAGGAACAUGGUUGUGUUCCGGUCCGUCGACACGUACUGGAGAUUCCCAGGGAACUGAAAGAUGUUCAACAGAAACACAAGGAGACUCUGCGGGCACAAUCUGAAACACUGAGAGUGAACACGAUCCUGAUGAGGGAGAAGGUGAAGGUUUUCCAGCUGGUUGAUCGAUACGCUGAGCUCACGGUCAUUUCUACUGUUCGAGAUCGGAGACUGGUGGAACAUGAGCUGCUGGCAAGAGGCAGAGACCACGAUGAGUGGAGAGAAAAACAUCUCCGUGGAGAGCUGGAGAAACUCCAGACGGAUCAGUUGUUCCAGAGCAGCUUUAUCCGGAGCAAAUCCAAAUCUGGGAGUUCAGCAGCAGUGGCCGGGAUCCCAGGGAUAGGGAAAACAACAAUGGUACAAAAGAUUGUUUAUGACUGGGCCACGGGGAAAAUAUACCAACAGUUCCAGUUUGUAUUUAGUUUCAAAUUCCGGGAUUUAAACUCUAUUAACUGCAGAAUAAACCUGAAGGAACUGAUUCUGGAUCAGUAUCCCUACUUUGGGAAUAUCCUGAGAGAGGUCUGGAAGAACCCAGAGGGAUUGCUGUUUAUAUUUGAUGGUAUGGAUGAAUUCAAUUACAAAAUUGUUAAUACUGACAGUCGGAGAAACACAGAACCUCAGUCCACAUGCACAGAUCCUGAAUUCAAGUGCAAGGUGUCUGACAUUGUGUACAGUUUAAUCCAGGGCAAGCUGCUCCCAGGGUGUUCAGUGCUAGUGACCACCCGCCCCACUGCGUUACAUUUAUUGGAAAAGGCAGAGAUCAGUGUCUGUGCUGAAAUCCUGGGAUUUUCCAGUGAGGAAAGGAAGAAAUACUUCAUGAGCUGA
This is a messenger RNA of Hypanus sabinus (Atlantic stingray), 1353 nucleotides long. RefSeq names its product NACHT, LRR and PYD domains-containing protein 12-like. NCBI's taxonomy places the organism in Eukaryota, Metazoa, Chordata, Chondrichthyes, Myliobatiformes, Dasyatidae. Gene Ontology annotation, cellular component: cytoplasm. Bases 1 to 1353 code for a protein of 450 amino acids. The record is from RefSeq and is a predicted model, not a curated record. The transcript has 8 exons.